Molecule: messenger RNA, 767 nt
Organism: Prorocentrum cordatum
Lineage: Eukaryota; Dinophyceae; Prorocentrales; Prorocentraceae
Source: the annotation of a GenBank genome assembly
CGAGCGGGGAGGGAGGAGGCACCCGCCCCGCGAGCGGGUGCGACCCGCGCGCGCGCGCGAUGGGUGCCGAGUGCUCCGCCAGCAACUGCGGCUGCGACGCGGGGUCGCCCCAUGGUGCGGUCAGCGUCAAGUCCCUGAGCUCCAAGGCGCCAGUCCCGUAUGGUCCCGCUGGCAGCCCAGUGGCAGGCUUGGACGGCUGCGCGCUCGACAUGGGCGACGGCGUCACCGCCUCGUACGAGGGGAGCUGGCGACAGGAGCAGAAGCACGGAGAGGGCAGACUGGUCUUCUCCGACGGGUCCAAGUACGAGGGCCAGUUCCGCUCGGACCGCAAGCACGGCAGGGGAAAGUAUACCUAUGCCAACGGCUCGAGCUACGAGGGCCAGUGGAGCCUCGAUGUGCAGGAGGGCGAGGGCGUCGAGCGGCUUGCGGACGGCUCGCUGUACGAGGGCUGUUUCCUCGCCGGUGACAAGAGCGGGCGGGGCAGGUUCUCCUGGGGCACGGGCCACAGCUACGAGGCCCGGGCCAGCCCCCCGCGGUCGUGGCCCCGCCCUCCCCCCGCGGCGCCGCGCGGCGCUCCAGGAGUUGGCUCCCGACGGUGGGCGCGGGCCACGGGCGGCGCCGGCAACGGGCGGGCUCUCUCACGCGCCGGGCGGGGAUCGCGGGCGGGGGCGCGCAGCGCGCGCGGCGCGCCCUCCCCGAACUUUCGCGGGUACGGCAGGGCCGCCGCGGGCGCCGAGCUGUUGGGGCGCAGCUGUGGCUCGGCUCGG